Messenger RNA from Megalops cyprinoides (Indo-Pacific tarpon), 1830 nucleotides. It is a transcript of the gene nenf, whose product is annotated as neudesin neurotrophic factor. The record is from RefSeq and is a predicted model, not a curated record. The transcript has 4 exons. The coding region runs from base 337 to 825 and encodes 162 amino acids. Gene Ontology annotation, cellular component: membrane; endomembrane system. NCBI's taxonomy places the organism in Eukaryota, Metazoa, Chordata, Actinopteri, Elopiformes, Megalopidae.
UUGCUAUCCGGGAAUGCACUUCAAUUCCACUCGCUCCGAGUGCGGCUCCCUGGAAUUGGUCUUUAUCAUGUUGCAGUACAUGAAAUGUUAAGAUACUCCAGUUUAGGAGUUGAUGUCACUCUAUGGAAAAACUUGUCUGACCAGGAAGUUGGCGUUUCCUGUUUCUUCACCGCUGUAAAGUAGCUGCCGCCAGAUAGGCCCACAUCAGUUAUAUAUAUAUAUAUAUAAUCUACUGUUAGCAUAUCCGUUUAGCAUAGGUGCACAGCACUUGCAAAGCACUUGCUCUGUAAACGGUAAAACUUAUGUGCCGGGCCAACGAGGUAUCAAAGGACCACAAUGCCGGCACUACAGAUCUGUUCGGUACUGCUCUUUUUUUGCGAUUUGAAUUGUUUUGCAGAUGAUGUUAAAUUAAAACAUAAAUCGGUCGUCAAACCAGUUCGAUUAUUCACUGAGGAAGAGUUAGAAAAGUACAAUGGACAGGAGGAGGGGCAGCCUAUUUACAUGGCAGUGAAAGGAGUGGUGUUUGAUGUCACAAAAGGGAAAGAGUUCUAUGGAAAGAAUGCCCCGUAUAAUGUCCUCGUGGGGAAAGACAGUACAAGGGCUGUGGCUAAAAUGUCCCUGGAUCCAGAAGACCUGACACAUGAUACUAUGGGACUAACUGAUGCAGAGCUGCAGUCACUUGAGAGUGUGUUCAGUGGAACAUACAAAGCCAAGUACCCAAUCGUGGGCUACACAUCAAGACACAUGCUUAAUGAGGAUGGGAGGCCCAAAAAGGACUUUCAGCCUGAGGACCAGCCUAAUUUCAGCACCAGGGAUGAAUUCUGAGAGUUUCUUUUACUUGUAGGGAAAAAAAGUAUGAUUGUAUUCAUUUAUUAUAGUCACUUUUGGACCUGAUGGCAUUAGAAUGUGCUUUAAUCCCCAGCUGAGUGACCACAGUUUCUGACUGUAAUUUGGUUCUUCACUGUUUACAGACAGCUGUAGAGUCAUCCUGUCUGUAGGCACUUGCAUGCCUGAGAGUGAAAUGAUUCUGCUUUUCAAACCAGUUUCAAUGUUAAUCACUCAUCUAAAGCUCUUAUUUGUGACACUACUGCAAGGUCACCCCUGAUUGCAUGUCAGUCAGAAAUCCACUGCAUAUCUCAGAUUCCUCUAGAUCCACUCUCACAGUACCUUAUGAUCUUGUUAGUUACUUCUCAAUAAAAAAAAAAUUGACAGUAUCCGUUUUCCUACACUUAUUUUUGCGAAAAUGGUCUUGGAGUGGUAAUUUGAAUACUGUAAUGGCUUAUGCUACUGUGUUGAGGUUUGACACUGUUGUAAUUACUUUGUAUUUGCUCUCAUUCUGCAUUUGUAAAACACCUGCGUUUUGGCUGUGAGAUGCUACCCGCAAGGUGGAUGCCAUAAAAGUUGGGAGAACACAAGACCACUCAACACCCCUGUCAUCUGUAAGGACUUGUAAACACAAACCUUUUUCAUGUUUUCUGCUUGUGAGUGUGGAUAGAAUAAUGUGAAGAAGUGUUUUAUGUUGCAAAAAAUAAAUAUUUCCAGAGGCACCAUUUAUCAAUGUGUGUAGAACUGCUGCUGAAUUUAUUGUCAGCACAUUGCAUUCCAUAACAUUUACAUUAUUGUAAUCUUAUCCAGAGCAACUUACAUAGAGGCACAAAAUCUGGACCAUGUAUAUGUGUGUAACAUUUUUAUAUAUCAGUCAGUCAGCACCUUGUGUUGUGAAAGGGCACUCCUGUUCAACUUAGUCUAUUAAAGUAGGUCUAUUUUCAUUUAACCAAGUAGCUGCAUUAGCUUUUUACAAUUUUAGCAACUUACUUUCAGCAACUCACA